AUGUUACAGAUCUAUUGUGCGAAGAAGUUUAGCGAAAGUAAUCCAGUUAAAGGAUAUAUAGCCAUGGAGUAUAUGGAGAACAUCAAAGAAGUGCAUGUAUUUGAAAACGUCACACCAAUGCAGCUAAAACAGGUCUUGGAUCUGAAACUCAUAUUCAUUUUUUUCAUAUUUUUUUUCAUUUUCAAUGCGUUCCAUAGAGUCUUUCAGGUACUGGCAAAUAUAGUGCCGAUGUUCGGUUCAUUCAAGAUUGGAAAACUUGCGGAAAGCGCAAAACGUCUAGAAGAAAUUAUUCCGGACAUGGUUGAUUUCAAAUGGGCGGAGAAUUUAGCCGAUGAACUGGGAAUGGAUCGCGUUCUGUGUCAUGGAGAUUUAUGGUCAAUGAAUAUUCUUUGGAAGACGAGCGAAGAUGACCUCAAUCUAGGCGCUGUAAUUGAUUAUCAGACAGCUCAUUUUGGAUGCUCUGCAACUGACUUGGUUCGCAUGUUUUCAUCAUGUCUCAGUGGCAAGGAACGAAGAGCCCAUUGGGAGGAACUUCUAGAAGAAUUCUACGGAUACCUCAAGGAAGAAGUUGGAGACCGAAAGAUGCCGUAUACAAUUGAACAGGUUGAAAUUCAGAAAUUUAUUAUUUUACAAGAAAAUCGAAAACUUCGAAAAUCAUAUUUGUAA
Molecule: messenger RNA, 666 nt
Organism: Cooperia oncophora
Lineage: Eukaryota; Metazoa; Nematoda; Chromadorea; Rhabditida; Trichostrongylidae
Source: the annotation of a GenBank genome assembly